Limanda limanda (common dab) is the source of this 1413-nucleotide messenger RNA. RefSeq lists its product as uncharacterized. Gene Ontology annotation, biological process: iron-sulfur cluster assembly. Lineage: Eukaryota; Metazoa; Chordata; Actinopteri; Pleuronectiformes; Pleuronectidae. Bases 30 to 821 code for a protein of 263 amino acids. Gene Ontology annotation, molecular function: iron ion binding; iron-sulfur cluster binding. The transcript is spliced from 8 exons. Gene Ontology annotation, cellular component: mitochondrion. The record is from RefSeq and is a predicted model, not a curated record.
ACGAGGUCCUCAUUUUCAAAACAAACAAAAUGGCGGCGCACAUGAGAUGGGGUCUCCUCCAGUUGUUACGAGCCAGGAACAAGUGUCACAUCAGGUUUCCAGAGCAGAUCAGGAGCUCACAUCUCUCCCAGUGCACCACCCGGAGCUCCAGAGGACUUGAGUCUCAUUGCAGGACAGCAGGAGCCACGUUCUUCUCAAUGAGACACUUCUCCAUCCAGACUCAAGACACUCCAAACCCCAGGAGCUUGAAGUUUCUCCCUGGUAAACCAGUCCUAGGAAGUGGGACUCUUGACUUUCCCUCUCCAAGCUCAGCGGAAUCCUCAUCUUUAGCCAGAGUCUUGUUUGAGAUUGAAGGAGUGAAAAGUGUGUUCUUCGGCCCUGACUUCAUCACAGUCACUAAAGCAGAUGAAGAUGUGGAAUGGACACACAUCAAGCGUCAUGCUUUGGACGCCAUUACUAAGUUCUUCGAAAGCGGUGACCCGAUAACAACAGGGACAGUUAACAAUGAAAGCAGUAUUUCUGAAGAUGAUGAUGAAGUUGUAGCUAUGAUAAAGGAGCUUCUGGACAACAGGAUUAGGCCGACGGUGCAGGAGGACGGAGGUGAUAUCAUCUACAAGGGUUUUGAGGACGGCAUAGUCAAGCUGAAGCUGGUCGGCUCCUGCACAGGGUGUCCCAGCUCCUCAGUCACGCUGCGGAAUGGGAUUCAGAACAUGCUUCAGUUUUAUAUCCCAGAAGUAGACAGUGUGGAACAGGUGGAAGACGAAGUGGAUGAAAUCAAUGCAAAGGUUUUCUCAGAGCUGGAACGCAAAUUACAAGAAUGAAAAACCUGUUCAACCAAUGCACUCGUUAACUUUGUUUUUUCGCUGUGUUAAAACAAAAACAUUCAUAAUUUCUAUAUAAUAUUUCACAUAGUACUAGAAUGAAGAGAGAUAAGCAAUUUCAGCUAUUUUAGGUGCAUAUACUGUUCAAGAUUUGAAGCUGUGUUGUCUGUGUACAUACUGAAUGUCCCCGUUACUAAAGAUGAAAAUAUAUGUUGUUGACCUAUAUAUGGAAGAUACAAUAAUUUUACUGGCUACGCAGAAAUGUUAAGUGAUGGCUAUAAAAGUGUUGUUGUAUUUAUUUCUUAUAAAUAAUGUAUAUUUUGAAAUACUGUAAUAUUUUCAUAGAUUGUCGAGUUCUUGACAAUGUGAAAUGGUCGAGCAGAAUGAAGUUUGAAUAAGGUGUUAGCUAUUGAAACUGAAAAGAAGGUUGUUUUUGUUAAUACAUCGACAAAUGAAAUAAAAUGCCACGGUUAAUAAUAACACCGAAGUAAGUUUCUCACCCUAAAAUACCUGUAUGCUAUUUAUGUGCGUUGCGCUGCUCACAUAAGAUUUACUGUAUCGCAUUAAACAAAGUUCACAGUUUGAAAGCUUA